GAUUGUGCAACCCUAGUUGUACUAUAAAAUAUCGUUAAUCUUAUUGUACUAAUGUUUUUUCGGAAUAACUGCAAUGAAAUGAAUGUGUAUUUUCCGUUUUUAACUGUUGUUUGUUACUUAUUUAAAUUCAAAGUUGAUAUUAGCCGUUUCGACUAAAAAGCCUGCAGACAGGGUCAAAAGAAUGAAGCACGUCCAAGGUUAAAAAUAGAAGACUCAUCAAUUCUGGAUGCGGCAUCUAAUGGAGCUAAUAAUGCCGUACCCAUUGUAUUGGGUAUUAUAGCCAACAUUGUCGCCUUUGUUGCAUUUGUGGCCUUUCUAAAUGCCAUCGUUAACUGGUUCAGUUUUUUGGUGGGAUUGGAAAACAUUGAUUUUGAAUGGAUAUUUUCCAAAUUAUUUAUUCCAUUAGUUUGGGCUAUGGGUGUGCCUAACAAGGACUGUGAUAUUGUGGCAAAAAUUGUGGCUACUAAGUCUAUAAUCAACGAAUUUGUAGCCUAUGAGCGUUUGGGAGAAUACAUUAAAAAUGGCCAACUGGAAGCUCGCAGCAUUGGCAUAACGACAUUUGUCAUUUGUGGUUUCGCGAAUCCAGGCGCCUUAGGCAUACUCAUUGGUUCACUUAGUGCGAUGGCCCCAAAUAGAAGAUAUAUUAUAACAUCGGUUGCAAUGCGUGCUUUUGUUGUUGGCAGCAUAGUGUGUUUCGUAUCCGCCAGUUUUGCAGGCCUUUUACUACAAGAAGAAGAGGAAAGUCGGAUAUAUGCCAAAUUUCUUAAUGUGACUCAGCGAAAAAACAUAACCAUUGCAUUUGUUGAAACCUAAUAAAAUGCAUAAGUUUACAUACAUACAUAUACAUAUGUAUGAAUGUAUGUAUGUAUCAACAUUUGUUAUUCUUCAUUGUA
Messenger RNA from Rhagoletis pomonella (apple maggot), 893 nucleotides. Its product is annotated as solute carrier family 28 member 3-like. Gene Ontology annotation, cellular component: membrane. Gene Ontology annotation, molecular function: nucleoside:sodium symporter activity. Gene Ontology annotation, biological process: nucleoside transmembrane transport. The record is from RefSeq and is a predicted model, not a curated record. Lineage: Eukaryota; Metazoa; Arthropoda; Insecta; Diptera; Tephritidae. The transcript has 4 exons. Bases 415 to 813 code for a protein of 132 amino acids.